AGUGGGCUUCCGUCUGUAGGUGACUACAGAAGGAGGAGGAGCUCCAUCUGUUCUCUCUUCAGGCAGUUGUUGUGUCUCUCAGCGCUUGUUGGGUUCACAACCUAUUAAAUAAGCUCGCUGGUCUUCACCCUCCCAGACAAGUCAACUCAGGGGAGGCGGCAGGGCACGGGCCUUGGCCUGCAGCCCCAGCCGGGGCUGGGGCUGGGCUGUGAGGUGGGCAGGCGAGCAGCGGGCAAGACCAUCUCUGCAUGUGCAGCAUAGCCUCGGCCUAGGGCAGCGGGAGUGUGUGGCCAAAGCUGUGAGCAGAGGCACAGGUGGUGACAGGAGUAGAGGCACCCCAUGGGAAACAUACUGACCUGUUGUGUGUGUCCCAAGGCCAGCCCCGAGUUGCACCAGCACGAGGGGUCGGUGUGUCACUGUGAGUCUGAGACCUAUGAGGCAGCAGCUGGGGACCUGAUAGCAGGAGUGCCUGUGGCUGCGGCUGUAGAGCCUGGUGAGGUGACUUUUGAAGCUGGUGAGGGCCUCCACAUGUACCACAUCUGUGAACGGGAGAUGCCUGAAGAUAUACCUUUGGAGCCCAACCCUUCUGACCAUCCAAAGGCAAGCACAAUAUUCCUGAGAAAAUCUCAAACAGAUGUACAAGAAAAAAGAAAAAGCAACUAUACAAAGCAUGUAUCUACUGAGCAUUUUACUCAACAAUACAGUUCAUGUUUGACAAUAUUCCUUGAUGACAGCACAGUCAGCCAGCCUCAUCUUACAAUGACACUAAAAUCUGUGACCUUGGCGAUAUAUUAUCAUAUCAAGAAAAGAGAUGCAGAUAGAUCUUUGGGCAUAUUUGAUGAACGGUUACACCCACUUACACGAAAAGAGGUUUUGGAGGAAUAUUUUAAGUAUGAUCCUGAACACAAAUUGAUUUUCAGAUUUGUUCAUGCUCUGUUUAAAGCCAUGAGGCUAACAGCUGAAUUUGCAAUCAUAAGUUUGAUUUAUAUAGAAAGACUUGUAAGUUAUGCUAAUAUCGACAUUUGUCCAACUAACUGGAAGAGGAUUGUCUUGGGAGCCAUUCUUCUUGCCUCCAAGGUUUGGAGUGAUAUGGCUGUGUGGAAUGAGGACUACUGCAAGCUCUUUGAGAACACUACAGUUGAAGAAAUGAAUGAGUUGGAAAGGAAAUUCUUGAAGCUAAUUAAUUAUAAUAUCAACAUUACUAGCAGUGUUUAUAGCAGAUUCUACUUCGAUCUUCACACCUUGGCACACAACAACGGCCUGUAUUCACCAGUUUAUCUUCUUGACAGAGAAAGAGCAUGGAAGCUGGAGGCUUUUUCAAGGAUGGAACAAGACAAAGUUUUCUAUAAUGCUGCCAAGAACGGGUCUUUGAGUGCUGAUGAUUUAAUUCAUCUUCAGCGUGCUAAGGCCAUCCUCUUCUGAAGGAAGAAAUGAGGAGUAAUGUAAUACCUGAACCCCUCAUCAAAAAAGACAGGAAAAUAUCACCUCUCCUGCUAAAGAACUAGAAAAGUUGGUAUUGUCAAAAGAAGAAACACCUCAAUUCAAGUUAACUCAAGGACAACUAAGAUUGCACUUCAUAGUAAAGAAUGGGAUUAUGUGUGACUUUAGCACACUGUUUUCAAGUUUACGUUUUAGUUAAAAAUAAAUCACUGUUGGUUUUUUUUUAGAAUUAAAAUUCUAGCCACUCAGCUUCAGUGAUCCUCACUAAAUCCUGAUAAUAUUGGUGUAUUUUUAUCCAUUUUAAUUAUUUAGUACCUAAGGUAAAAUCUUCAACUUAUCACCUUAUCUUGAUGAAUUGCAAACUAGAAUCAAUGAUCUCUAUUAAACUUAGAAGAAAAAGUG
This is a messenger RNA of Pongo pygmaeus (Bornean orangutan), 1842 nucleotides long. RefSeq names its product cyclin-Y-like protein 2. Lineage: Eukaryota; Metazoa; Chordata; Mammalia; Primates; Hominidae. Bases 340 to 1422 code for a protein of 360 amino acids. The transcript is spliced from 10 exons. Gene Ontology annotation, biological process: regulation of cyclin-dependent protein serine/threonine kinase activity. Gene Ontology annotation, molecular function: protein kinase binding. The record is from RefSeq and is a predicted model, not a curated record.